This is a messenger RNA of Notodromas monacha, 1335 nucleotides long. NCBI's taxonomy places the organism in Eukaryota, Metazoa, Arthropoda, Ostracoda, Podocopida, Cyprididae. The record is from the annotation of a GenBank genome assembly.
AUGGCCAAUCGUUCCAAUACAGGGAGUGAUUCCAAUAAGAGCGUUGGUGAUGGAAAUUCUGUGGAUGAUGAAGAAGCGACAAGUCUCUGGAGCUCUGCGAGUCCGCUGCCUUUGGACAGUCCCAAGAAAAUUGCCCAAAAGAUGCUGAGGUGGUUGUCAUUGAUUUGUAGCGCACGGUCCAUGGAAAAGCCGAAGGGAAGCGUUGGAAGGUAUUUGUUAUUCCUCGUCGCCUUCCUGUCGUCCAUCGGCAUUCACGGAGUCAACACUAUCAUUUUAAGAUACGUUCGACAUGUGUAUACUGAUGAAAGGCGAUUGCUUCUUGUGCACCUCGCCUUCUUGUUCGUGAAGGGUUGUGGCGGACUGACUGGUGGCGCCCUUGCUGAUGGGCGUUGGGGAAGACUGAAGACAGGGUUGCUGUUUGCGAUCCUUGCUUUAAUUUUUGGUGUCUCUGCUUUUGUUGGGCAAUUUUCCUUCAUGUCCUGGAAAAACAAAGGGCUACUGAUGCUGGCCAUUGCCCCGUUCACGUUCUUCAGCAUCAAGGCUGGGUGGGCCAGCUUGUUCACACUGAUCGGAGACCAGUUUCCAAAGGACUGGAACUGCCUCAGGACUUCUCAAAACUGGCUGUAUCUUCACUUGGCUGUGAAUGCUGGCUCAACUCUUGUAGGAAUCAUGACUCCGGGUGCCGGCUUGAAAAGAAAAGCGACAGGUCGACAUUCCAGACACUACGAGCAUUGGAUGGAUUCUGCCGAAUUUGAUGGGUACCCUGUGGAGGUCAUAGAAGAAAGCAAAGUGAUUUUCCGACUCUCGGGAUUUUUAAUUGCAGCUGCUGGGUUUGUUACUGUUCAUUUCCAAAUGGCUGACGAGGAAGUCCAUACCCCGUCGAAUGAUGAAAUGGAUUUCAACAUCGUCAAUACGCUUGACACGCCGUCGGAUGUGGUAUUAAUAACACGUAGACCAGACGAGACGAUGGUGAGGGAGUAUUUGCCAGUCAUCCCACCGAAAGCCGUCAAAACUGUGGUAGCCCUGAACACCACAAAUGCGCACGUUUUCCACGUUUACAGCGGGGACAAAGAAGGGAAACUUAAAGGAUUCAAUGCUGACGAGGAAGUCCAUACCCCGUCGAAUGAUGAAAUGGAUUUCAACAUCGUCAAUACGCUUGACACGCCGUCGGAUGUGGUAUUAAUAACACGUAGACCAGACGAGACGAUGGUGAGGGAGUAUUUGCCAGUCAUCCCACCGAAAGCCGUCAAAACUGUGGUAGCAUUGAACACCACAAAUGCGCACGUUUUCCACGUUUACAGCGGGGACAAAGAAGGGAAACUUAAAGGAUUCAAU